AUGGCAAAUCCUCUACAGUCGGGCGCUCUACGUAGUGCCACAGUUACAAAUCCUAAAGAGCAUACUAAUGUAAGUGCUAUAAGCACUAGAAGUGGUAAAGCCAAAGAAGUUGUGGAGGAAAAUGAUGAAGAAGAAGAGCCGUUGCUUGAAGUUAAUGUGGAAAUAAAGGAAAAUGAGGUAGAAGCUGAGGAUGUGGUUAUAUCAGAACCGGUGACGAAAGGGAAGAUUAUUGAGCCAAAACCAGCCGUUAAACUUCCUUUUCCCACUAGAAAUAAAAAGAAGGGGCAGCAUGAGAAGAAUUUUGAAAAAUUCUUGGAGAUGUUCAAGAAACUUGAAUUAAAUAUUCCAUUCCUGGAGGCGUUGGAGCAAAUGCCUACAUAUGCCAAGUUCAUGAAGGAUAUUAUAUCCAAGAAAAGGACCAUCAAUCUUGAUCCAAUUAUUCUAACCGAAACUUGUAGUGCUAUUUUGCAGGGUAUGAAGAUUCCGCUGAAAAACAAGGAUCGAGGUUCUGUGACUAUUUCUUGUACCAUUGGGGAUAGAUCUUUCAAGAAAGCCCUUAUUGAUUUGGGAGCAAGUGUGAGUCUUAUGCCGCUGUCCAUUUACAAGAGAUUAGGGAUAGGUAAAGUGCAAGAUACAAGAAUGACACUCCAAUUUGCUGACCAUUUUGUGAAGAGACCAUACGGGAUAGUAGAAGAUGUGCUUGUCAAAAUUGACAAAUUUGUGUUCCCGGUGGACUUUGUUAUUUUAGAGAUGCCGGAAGAUGAAGAGAUUCCAAUCAUUUUGGGGAAACCAUUUUUAGAGACUGGGAGAUGUUUGAUAGACAUAGAAGAAGGCACAAUGACUCUGAAGGUUUAUGAUGAAGAAGUGUUGAGUUUACCAAUUUUUGAUGAAGAGGAUGCGGUUGAUGAAAAAGAGGUGGAAGUGGUAGCCAUGAUGGAAGCAACACAAACCUUUAAAAUUUCUCGACCAAACCGAUGGGAAGAUCUUAGGCAACCAUUGGUGGAGGAAAAGAAAGAUGAACCAAAGAAAAGGGCUGAAUUGAAACAACUAUUAGAACAAGAUUUAUUCUGA
This is a messenger RNA of Vicia villosa (hairy vetch), 1071 nucleotides long. RefSeq lists its product as uncharacterized. The transcript is spliced from 2 exons. Lineage: Eukaryota; Viridiplantae; Streptophyta; Magnoliopsida; Fabales; Fabaceae. The record is from RefSeq and is a predicted model, not a curated record. The coding region runs from base 1 to 1071 and encodes 356 amino acids.